AAGAUCCUCCCCUUUUGAUAAGAUAUAAAUGAGCACUGAAGCAGGUGCAGUAUUACAUUCUCCUGAUCAAAGAUGGAUCUGCAAAUCUCAGUUUUUCUUCUCUUCAUUCUUUUCACUGCAGGACACUCUCUCAGCUGUAAUCUGUGUGCGUCGAGCUCUUGUACACAGCAAACAUGCUCCAAUGGAUCUACCAACUGCUUCGGUUUAACAACUGUUGUAAAUACUACCAUAACUAAGCUUAGAGGUUGUAAUCCAGCAAGUACCUGUGCAAAUGGGUCCCUCAGCUUUGGCUCAGUAAAGGCCUCUACUUCCUGCUGUAACACAGACCUGUGUAACUCCCAAGAUGCUCCAGAGCCCUCUAACACCACGAAUGUAAAGAAAUGUUUCAGUUGUGAUGGAACAACAAUAAAGAACUGCACAAACGUUUUGAGCUGUUCAGGGACUGAAGACCGCUGCUUUACAGUGACUGAUGUAAAUCAGACAGCGGUUGUAAAAGGCUGUGCCACCAAAUCAGUUUGUGAUGCAGCAACAGCUGUAGCUACUAUUUUUAACCUUGCGAACGCCACUUGUUGUGAUGGGAACCUGUGUAACGGUGCUCAGAGUGUCUCCCAGAGCUUCCUGUUCCUCUGCUGUUCUCUGCUCUCCUACUUCCUGCUGCACUGAAUCCAGCAGCUCUUCAUCCUACAAUCAGACACACUGUACUGAAUAUAGAGCUCAUAUUUUUAUCUGAACUAGAUUUGACCUGGUAUGAGGAAUUUAAAACAAUAUACAAAAUCUGAUUAGUUACAUUUUACAUCAUACAUUUUAUGAAAUAUUAAAUAAAAUGUAAUAAUCACUGAAAUAAAACGUAAUGAUCACCUUUG
Molecule: messenger RNA, 863 nt
Organism: Megalobrama amblycephala (Wuchang bream)
Lineage: Eukaryota; Metazoa; Chordata; Actinopteri; Cypriniformes; Xenocyprididae
Product: phospholipase A2 inhibitor and Ly6/PLAUR domain-containing protein-like
Exons: 5
Coding region: 73-663 (196 amino acids)
Source: RefSeq, a predicted model, not a curated record